UGCGCCUUCAAAUGAAUACGUUUAAUAUAGUUUUCUGUUCCUGACCCCUGUUUUUCUUUUCUUCUUGUUCUUUGCUUCCUCCAUUCGCACCCAGCGCGCACCAUUCCAUUCCAUUCCAUUCCAUCCCAUCCCAUCCCAUCUACCAGUAACGACUCAUCCAUCUCGACAUUCCUCCUCGUCUCAAGGGCUACCUCUUUUUUUAUUUUAUUUUGAUCACCCUUCCUGAACCCUUACUCUCCACAAUAACUGAAGUCGUACACUCCUUCCCCUGUCCCCCUCCUUCUUCGCACUGCACCUCAACCAACUUUCUCUAAUGGAUUAUCCAUCUGCACAGCAUCGCACCCAGCGGGCACACAGCAUGGCUACAGACUCCAGGGCAAAGUGCGGCCCUUUCUACAAGGAUGCCUACCAUAGCAACGAGCUCGACUACCACCUGCCCUCUCUACCGCCCACUUCGCCUUUCACCGCCAUCUCAGACCUUACGCCUGAAGUCGAUCUCUACAAACGACCAACAUCACCUCCACUCCCUGCCAAUCCACCUGCUGUCCCUACACUUUCCAAGACAGAUUCAAAAAAAGAAGUAAAAUCACCACAGCGACUCAAAAGGGAACAAACGGUGCUGAAGCUGCAGCAGCAACAACAGCAGGCCCUCGAAAAGUUCAAGCAGGACAAGCUCGAUCAGCAGUACUCAAAGGUCGAUCGCAAACAGAAAAAGGAUGAGUACAAGCAGAUGUACCAGAGUCAGCACGACUAUGAGAAGCAGAUGGAGACUAAAGUCGAGAAGCGUCAGCAACGGUCGUUGCCUAUCUAUCCAACUACAUCCUCGUCCACUUCCUCCGGACAGAGCAACAAUACUCUGACGGAUCUUUGGAGUUCACAGUCGACAUCACCAUCAAAUGAGAUCUACUACCACUCCAGUCGAUAUUACCACCGCAAACAUCCUACACACCUUGCCGACGCCAAACCACAUCAACAGCAUCAGCACCUCAGCAGCAUCUCCUCCUCUACCUCUACAUUCACUCACAAGACAAAAUACCAAAACGAGAACAUGCGCUCAUUGAGUCUGAAGAGUUACUCCACAAAAUCCAUGUAUGAUCUAAGACCGUGGUCCGCCACGCCUCAGUCCCCGGUCUUUGAUUACCAUUCGGGCUAUGACAGCGACGACACCGCCAUGUCUCAUGGCUGGGAUUCUCUCAUGGACACACUACAUUCUCCAACAUCUGUACCCUCUCCUAUAUCCUCCCCUGGCUUGGACUCUUCGUUCAAGGACGAGACAGACGUGGAGCAGAUCGAUGCCUCAUUAGAGGACCUUGCUCUUAGCCACAGCGACAACAAGAAUGGCAAUGGCAGAUACUUGCUAGUGAUGGGUGCCAAUGGUCGGACAGGUAUCGAGGUCGUGAAGCAAGGCCUAGCGCGGAACUACCGAGUGACAGCCUUUGUCAGGGACGACAAGGCUUUCCUCGAGGAUAGCACCCUUCGCAAGAACCACAACCUUCUCAUCGUGCGCGGAUCGCCAACGUGCCAGGCGGACCUUGACCGAUGUGUCGAGGGACAGGACGUGGUCGUCAAUGUGAUUGGGGCGCGACUCAUGUCAAACGAUACAACUAUCAGCUCGCAUUCACAGGUGGUUCUUAAUAAUGCGAUGAAGAAGCAUGGUGUGCGACGACUGAUUGUAGUCACGUCCUAUGGUUGCCUAGGUCUUCGUAACUACCUGAUCAGCACUAAGAAGCUGUUCUCCCGCAUGUUCAUGACUGGGAUUCUGAAAGAUAAGGUUCUCCAGGAGGACAUUAUUCAGCGCGAUACCCCGUUCCUGGACUGGACCAUUGUUCGACCCAUCACCCUCAAAGAUGGCGAUUUGUCUGAAAAAUAUUGGGUCAGUUGCGAUGAGUUGCCAAAUACCAACAAGGUCAAGGUCCUGACGCGGCGGGAUCUGGCACAUUACCUGCUUGGGAUCAUCAACGCGCGUGAGGAGCAUCAUGCGAUCCGUAGCAUUGCAGGCAAGCCCAAGCCAAGCAAAGCGAAGACGAUGUGCCCGUUUGAACGGAGACGCGAGGCAGCGGAGCAGGCACGACAACUGAAAGAACAGCAGCAGUAGGAAUUUCUUACUACUCAAUUGCCACCAUACCUUUCAUACAUAGAGCAAUGAUAAAUGAAUGUAUUCUAAUGUACC
Gamsiella multidivaricata is the source of this 2170-nucleotide messenger RNA. RefSeq lists its product as uncharacterized. The record is from RefSeq and is a predicted model, not a curated record. NCBI's taxonomy places the organism in Eukaryota, Fungi, Mortierellomycota, Mortierellomycetes, Mortierellales, Mortierellaceae. The transcript is spliced from 5 exons. The coding region runs from base 314 to 2095 and encodes 593 amino acids.